Messenger RNA from Schistosoma spindalis, 7685 nucleotides. Lineage: Eukaryota; Metazoa; Platyhelminthes; Trematoda; Strigeidida; Schistosomatidae. The record is from the annotation of a GenBank genome assembly.
ACCAUAUCUGCAUAUUACGCCGCGUUAUUUAAAGGGGACGUUGGUAAAUUCUCUUUUGAUCAUUUGUUACGUAAUAAGAGUGCUGUUUACACUCUAAUUGGAUGUAUUUCUGUUUAAAUGUUUACUCUAAACAUCUUUUAUUCUUAACUAUUUUACAACCGCUAUCUUUGAGUACUUUGGUUGUUGUAUUUGUUAGCACGCAAGCUCCCAAUUUUGGGGAAAAUUUCUACUUAUUUUCGGGAAAUUCUGAAAAAAUUUUGGGGAAAUGGCACAAAAACCCCAAAAUAGGUAAAAAUUUUCCUCAAAAUUGAGAGCUUUGGUUGCUACUAAAGAAAAGCUAGCCCCCCCCCAGAAAGCGGAGCCUGUUUAUAGUGACAGGUCAGUUAUAUUUCAUAGAAUCAAGGAGGGUGAAUGCUCGAAACCUAAAACUCGUUUUGAGCAUAACAUUAGGUUGAUAAAGCAGAUACUAAAUCAGCUAAUGCCUCGUUAUCUUCGGGAUCACUCUGCUAAAGGUGUGUAGACUAGGUAGCCAAAUGAAAUGGAAACACAAUUAAACCAGGAUGCUUAAAGUUGUAUUUAAAUUUCCCAGUAAAGGGACUCAAUACUACUGAAUGGACAUAAACUAAAGGAAUUAGGAAUUUUUGUCCGUAAGGACUUUCCGCUUUAUAGAACGGUAUUAUAAUACCGUGUAAAAAGACGAGACGCCGAAGAAGAACUAAAACUUUGGUUAGAUGCCUGCAAAAAGGACCUAAAUAUUGUAAAUUUCCGGGUUGUAAAGCCUCGACAAAGAAUGAUGCCGAAGUCACUAUUAGUACAGUAUGAAGCCAUCUAAAUGGGCUUCAGAUCUAUUACGCAAAUACCCGGAGCUUGCUCAAUAAGCGAUUGGAACUAUGUGUACAGAUUGACUCUACUAAACGGAUGUAUUUUCAGUUACAUAGACUUGGCUGACUCAGCCUGUAGACAGUUUAGAACUUGAUUUUGAAGCUUUCACAUUAGUAAGAGCCAACAGAAUCCAGAAGAGUAAAGGAGAGGGAGUAGCUCUAUCCAUUAGGAAUACCAUUCCAUGUACCAAUAUAGAUAAUGUAUCACAUGAGAGUGGGACAUGUGGAUUAGUUAGUUUCUGCUUGAAAUGCAAGGGACAAGAGCUGCUAAUUGGUUUGGCCUACCGCAGUCCAAGUUUUGAGGUAAAUGAGGUCUUGUUAGACUGUCUCAAUACUUGGUCACAAAGUAGUCGAUGCCCAAUCCUAAGAGACUUUAAGGCACCCACGGUAGACUAGAAAAAUCUGAGAACUGAAUUGUCAGAAGACUCCGAGCAGGAAAUGGUUGAUGAGGUUACCAUAUGUGCCGUAGUACAACAUGUGAGAGAAGCGACUAGGUACGACUCGGAAUCUGAAUCAUCCUUACUAGAUAUUAUAUUGACCCAUUACGAGGAUGAUGUUAUGAACCUCGAUUACAUACCACCCUUAGGUAAAAGUGAUCAUGCAGUUCUAACCUUUGACUUCUAUGUAAUUGUUAAAAACGAUCACGAAUCAGCCCGACGCAAACCUAACGUCUGGAAAGCAAAUAUAGAAUAUAUUAUGCACUCAGCAUCGUCAGUAGAUUGGACAGUAGAUCCAGAGUCUCCAACUGAAACAGUUUGGGAUGUAUUUCAAAAUUCGUACUUAAGUCACUGCACCGCGUAUCCCUUAGACUACACCAAGGGGUUCGAUAAACUCCCUACCGUUAUUCAGUAAAGAGGUUCACAUCCUUAUCCGCAAGAGGAGAAUGUGCGGGAGAUUUAGGCUACUGGGUACUGAUGAGACAAAACCUCAAUAUCGAGAGGCUCGAGAUACUUGUGCAUCGACCCUCCGCAAGUCUAGAAGGUUGUAUAAAGAAAAAAACUGUUAAGGAACCUAUAGAAUGCCCUAAACGCUUGUAUUCGUAUGCAAAUCAAAAGACAAAGGGAAGAGGAAAUCUUCCAGCACUACGGGGAGACAGUAAUGCCCCAUAAUUAGUGGAGGACGACCAUGGGAAAGCUCAAGUACUCUCAAGCUACUUCAGCAAUUUAUAUACCGUAGAGACAAUUCCCGUUAGUUCAUACACAUAUACUAGACGUGACCAUUAAAGAACUCGAUGUCUUUGGCAUGCUAAAUAAGCUUGAUGUAAGCAAAUCUACUGGACCCAAUGCUGAAAUUCAUCCUAGGUUACUAAAGGAACUAGCUAAUUUCGUUGCGAACCCCUUAAGUUUAUGUUUCAAUCUAUCAGUAACUCAUAGUCGUUAACCAAAAGACUGGAAGAACUCCGUAGUAAGUCCUGUCAUCAAAACAGGCAAGAAAUGUAAACCUGAAAACUACCGACCCGUUAGUCUAACCAGCGUGGUUGUUAAAAUUUUAGAAAAAAUUAUUCGGAAAGAGCUGUUUACGUAUUUUGAUGAAAACCAAAUCCUUUCGGAAAAGCAGCAUGGCUUUAGAAUAGGUUAUCCCUGUCUCUAACCUAUUAGUGGCUUGUGAAAGCUGGUGCGCUCUUAAAGACCAAAAGUUACCUAUAGACGUAGUCUACAUUGACUUCGGCAGAGCUUUUGACAAAGUCCCUCACAACCGACCGUUAUAUAAGUUAAGAAAUGUUGGGGUUGGAGGCAAUCUGUUAAUGUGGAUUAAAGACUUCGUAGUUGGGAACCAACAAAGAGUACGGGUGAACUCAUAGUUGUCUAGCGGCGUGCUUCAGGGUACAGUUUUUGGGCCAGUAUAGUUCUUGUAUGUAAAUGACCUUCCUCAUCUCUUAUUAUCGGCCUUGAUAUAUGUUGACGAUGUCAAGAUAUGGAGAGCGAUAAAAAGUAAAUUUGAUAGCUUAGAUCUUCAAAAUAACCUGGAGAAAUUAUCUGAAUGGUCUCAAACUUGGCAGUUGCCGGUAAAUACUUUCAAGUGGAUUGUGAUGCAUAUUGGUCGUCAAGGUACAGAUACAUACAUAAUGAAUAACAUCGAACUACUUGUUGUCCAGACACACAAUGACUUAGGAGUCAUAGUUAGCCAAGACUUAAAAACUACUGCACUGCCUUGUGACAGCCGCCAAAGGCUUUAGAAACCUAUGGUCAAUACGUAGGGCCUAUAACCAUGUCAACGCUAAGACGUUUUUGACUUUGUAUACAGUAUUCGUGCAUCCUAAACUUGAGUAGUGCAUACAAACGGCUAGCCUCUGCUUAAAAAUGGCAGUGAGCUUUUGAAAAAGGUUCAGACAAUAACAACUAAGCUAAUUUUUGGGAUAGCGAAGCUCCCGAAUGAUACUCGACUGGCUAAACUAAACGUUUUCCCAUUGUCAUAUAGAUGAACCAGAGGUGAAUUGAUUACAGUUUUAAAAUUAUUUAGUAAUAAAUUUACAUCUGAUACGUCCUCAUUUUUCUUGUCCUCCAAAACAGGAUUUGCGAGGACACUCUAAAAAAGUUCACAAGCCCAGAACAGAUUACUUGUCAGCUGACUACCGACUUUCCCACUGGAUCAUCAACGAGUGGAAUUUAUUACCUCAGCACGUGGUUAAAGUUCCAUCUGUCGACUCUUUUAAAAGAAAGUUGGAUCAACUGAGACACCAUCUUUGCCAGGACCAACACAGACCGCCUAGCCUCCUGUCCUUUCCAAACCGAGACAAACUGAAACAGAAACUGAUUUUCAAAAAGUAUAACAAUACCGCAUCAUGAAGAAAUAUUCAUGUUUAUUGGAGGGAACCACGUUUUCUGAUCGAAAUUCAGGGUUUGUAUUUACUAAUGAUUCGGCUGGUCCUUCUGAGAGCUUUAGUACAGAAUUACUCGCACAAUUUGCUUUGGAUAAAUACUUUGAUCAAAGUGAUUAUUCUUUUUCAGAUGACAGUAAUCAGUAUUCAUCACUUCUGAGUCAUGAGACAUAUUUUGGUUGUCACAUACCCUGUGAUACACAGCAAAGAACAGUUAGAGAUAGUGAUGAUCACAAAUCAAAGCUUAUAACACGGAAGGAAUGUUCUGGAGUUAGUAAUGUACUAUUAUCUCAUUGUCCAAGCUCACGUUCUAACUUGGAUAGAAAUCGUCUUGACAGGAUAGCAUCACCGAAAUGUACUCCAGUAUUUUAUGAAAAACACACAGAUGACAGUGAAAAACGAAGAUCUGGUUCCUGUAACUUUGUGUCUGAUGAGAAAGGCCGUAUUAUUCUUUCUAGGCCGGAUGAGUGUCUAUGUUCCGUCUGUUUCAUUUCUCGUAUAUCAAAACCCGAAAAAUAUAAGACCAGAAACACAAGGAAACAAAACAAAACUGUAUUAGACACAGAUUAUCAUACUGUUAAUCUAAGAAGAAAAGUAUCAACCAAGCACUUUACUACUACCUAUAGUACUAGUAAUCAACAAACAUAUAAUCGAUCAUCAUCCAAAGUUUCACCUCAUGGUGGGGGUUCACCUACCUCAGAUUUGUAUGAUAUAACAGAAUGCUUGAUCAGUGAAUGUGUUCGUGACCAUUUAUUGAUCGAACCUGUGAACGCUGAGAACGACCAUAACGUAACUAUAAGCUUAAACAGUGAUGUCGUGAAUAACGCUAAAUGUCUACACAAUUCGAAUGAUAAACUGUCGGCAUGGGGAUGUUGGUUGUUAGAGAAAGAAAAACAAAAACGAGAACAAAAAAAAGAGUCAAAAAAGAAACAGGUAAAAUGUAUUAUACAUUAUUUCUAUGGGGAAAAUUAUUGCUAGUGAUGAUUAUUAGCUUAAAUGGAAAAUGGCUUUGACUUCACAAGCUGUAUUACUUAGGCAAGCAAAUCAUGUAAUUAAGCACUUAAAAUCUACACAUUAUGUUGAACAUUUCAUUUUUAAGCUCUAAUUUAUUUGGAAAGAGUAGCUCUUAUCACUAAUGAAUGUUAAGAGGAGAGUCAUCGGAAGAAAUCAAGGAGCACUGGACGUCCGGUUUAUGGAUGUUUCUGAGGUUCCAGACAAACUAAACAUUAAAAAAAUAAAUUCUUAGAAAAUCGUGUUUUGUACGUAGCUAAGUGACUCUUAAUGAGAUAUUUAGUUACAUAUAAAAUAUAGUGGACCCAAAAGAUGGGAUAACUCCACAUGUAGCUCUUCUAGAGUUACUGCCGCUCCCAAGCCUGGGUAAAGGAGGAGGGUUGGGCAUGGGGUUAGCAACCCCAUCCCGUAGAAACCUAACUCGCUAAAAAACGCUAACCAGAAAAAAUAACUCAAACCAUUUAAACUCUGUCCUGGGAGUUAGAAGGUCUUCACUUAGAAAAAAAAUGACGCCUCAUGAGGAAAGCCGAGUUCCUUCGGAAGUCACGAGACCGAUGCCCCUUCUAACAACCAGAGCAACAAGUAGUAUAGGCACAUGGAAUCUCCUGACAAUGUGGGAGACCGGGAAGACCAUUCAAAUAGCGACGGAAAGGAGGAGAUACAACUUGGCAGUACUGGGAAUCAGCGAAACCCAUUGGACCCAAGCUGGACAACAAAGGCUAGAUACGGGAGAGAUGCUGCUAUACUCCGGUCGUGAAGAGGAAAAUGCUCCACACACUCAGGGAGUUGCUCUAAUGCUGUCCAAAGUAGCACGAAAUGCACUUGUGGGAUGGGAAUCUCACGGAUCCAGAAUCAUCAAAGCAUCAUUCAAAACAAAGAAGGAUGGGAUCACAAUGAAUGUUAUCCAAUGUUAUUCACCCACCAAUGAUAGCAACGACGACAUUAAAGAUCAAUUCUAUGAGAGGCUGUAAUCAAUCAUAACGAAGUGCUCAGGAAAGGACCUCACCAUUCUGAUCGGAGAUCUAAACGCCAAAGUCGGAAUAGACAACACCGGAUAUGAAGAUAUCGUGGGACAACAUGGCCUGGGAGAAAGGAACGAGAUUGUUGAUAGAUUUGCAAACUUAUGUGCAUUUAACAAAUUGGUUAUAGUCGGCACAAUAUUACCCCACAAACUUACACAAAGCUACAUGAGUCUGACUGAAUUACACUACGAAGAACCAGAUUGUCCAUAUUUGGUUCAAUAAAAAAUUCAGAAGGUCAAUGGAAGAAGCGAGAACCAGGAGAGAAGCUGACGUAACUUCAGAUCAUCACCUGGUGGUUGCCAAGAUGAAACUGAAGCUAAAGAAACGCCGGACAACUAGCAAAACAGCAUUACAAGGGUUCAAUACAGCCUUCCUCCGAGAUACCGACAAACUCAACGAAUUCAAGAUAGCUCUCAAUAACAGGUUCCAAGCCUUACAAGAUCUACUGAAGGAAGAAGAAAGUAAUAUGGAGGACAAGUGGAAAGGUACCAAAGGAGCAUUGACUUGAACGUGUCAGGAGGUUCUGGACCUCAAGAAGCAUCACCAUAAGGAGUGGAUCUCUUGGAAUAUCCUAAGAUAUAACCUGUUGUUCCUGAAAUAGGACAGUUUAGAUUUUUUCUAGGACGCGUUAACCAGCAGUUCCUUUACUCGAAUGACGUAAUAUAAAGUCUUUUCCUCAAUAACUAAGGAAUAACUACGUUGCUAUAUUCAGGAUAUUAGUAUGUUAAUGCCUUUUUAACCGUAGUUUACAAUGAGACCGUAACAGAAUAGAAAAUUCAAAGUUCAGAUAAAUAAAGUGUUAACUGUAGAUAAAGAAGAGAAAAAAUAAACAUAGUAUGGAAAGAAUAGGAAAUCGUUGCACUACCCUACACCAUGCAAACGACUCAAAGAUUACCACGGAAAAUUCCAGGUUACGGCAUAUUGUUUCCGUUCACAUAAGGGGGUGUGGAUCUGAGAUUGGUCAAAGCUCCGAUAAAUCUGACCUUUAUCAGUUUUCGCAUAAUAAGCCUCAAGAAAUAUAUGUGUGACCAGAUUGUUCGAAAUGUGCAGCGCAAACACAUCACACAUUCUGGAUUAAUUCUGUUUUUUUUUUCACUGUUCUGUUAAAUUUUGUAAGAGGGACCAAUUGCUUUAAAUGUUCUACUUUGUUUUCUUUAUACUAAUUAGACCUGUGUUAAUUUAUUUCGGUUAUUUAUUUACUCUGAAGAAGUGACUUACAUCAAGUCAAGAAACUUCAGAAGUACAAAUUUCUACUCAUUGGUAUAUCUCAGAAAUUAUAUUUAUUUUUGAAUACAUUUGUUAGUUGUUUUUAUUUUAUAACAACAAUCAUGAUUAAUUUUGAACAAUGUUUUAAAGAUUGAAGAAAUUCAAAAGAGGAAUCAGUUAUUGGUGCAAAUAAUAAAUCGUAGAAGGUUAGUUGAACAAAAAUGUAAAGAAUGGACUGAAGCAAAACAAAAAGAAAGAAUACAAAUUAAAAAACUUCGAGAGAUAGAGAAGAAAAAUGAAGAAUCAAAAAAAAAACAAGAAUUACUUGAACACACACAGAAAUCCAGAUUGAAAUAUCAAGAAUGGUGUAAAAAGAAGACUGAAGAAGAAUAUAAGAAAAUCCAAUAUAUUAGACAAGUUGAAUUCAAAAAAUACUUAGCUAAUCAAACUCGUAGAGAAGCUUCAACUGUAGCCUAUGACCAUUGGCUAAAAUCGAUUGGUUGUAAGAAAUCCGCUUCACACUAUUCACAUGGAUAUUCUGAUGGAAAACUAAUAGACUAUUACGACCGAACAGCCAAUCCCUCUCCAAGUUUUGUGAAUCCGAAUCCAUGGAUUAAUUCUACAGAUUUAACUUUACAGAGCUGAUACGAGACAACAGUCCAGCAGUUAUACUGGCCAAACUUAUCAAAGAUCCUAUUCACUUUUCAAUUUACAAGAUUGUAUUAAUAUACAUUGUUGAGUAGAUCA